AUGCAGAAUCAGGAUGGGGUCCAAGCGGAUGGGGAAGUGGAGUCUGCAACAUCAGUUCCGACCCCUGAGUUUGAUGAGUGGGCAAAUUUUGGGGACCAAGAUAUCAUGCAGCAGCACUCUGCAAUUCGAGCUGAGGAGGCUGAGAAAAUUCCCUUUCUGGGGGACAAGGCAAUACUCGAAACUCAAGAGAUCAACCUUUACGCUAUCUUGUUGGAGAAAAUAAAGGUUCUUGGUGAACAAUAUGCUGCCAUUCGCCGAACACGGGGAGAUGGGAACUGCUUCUUCCGCAGUUUUAUGUUUUCAUAUCUUGAGCAUAUUUUGGAAUCACAAGAUCAAAGUGAAGUUGACCGUAUCAAGGCCAAUGUUGAACAGUGUAGAAAAACACUUCAAAGCUUGGGUUAUGCAGACUUUACUUUUGAGGAUUUCUUUGCGUUAUUCCUUGAGCAGCUGGACAGUGUUCUUCAAGGAAAUGAAGCAUCCAUAAGUCAUGAUGAGCUCAUACUUAGGAGCCGAGAUCAGUCAGUAUCCGACUAUGUUGUGAUGUUUUUCAGAUUUGUUACCUCUGGUGAAAUACGGAAACGUGCAGAGUUUUUUGAACCUUUUAUAUUAGGAUUGACCAAUGCAACCGUAGAGCAGUUUUGCAAGUCAUCAGUGGAACCAAUGGGUGAAGAAAGCGACCAUGUGCACAUCACUGCCUUGUCAGAUGCAUUGGGCGUGCCAAUCCGUGUUGUGUACCUUGACCGUAGUUCGUGUGAUACUGGUGGUGUUAGUGUGAAUCAUCAUGAUUUCGUCCCUGCUGGAAGUGAUCUUCCAAAUGCUAGUGGGGGCUCUGAGAAAGCAAUUGGAAAUGUCCGGGUUAGUGAUCGAGACAAGAUGAAUGUGUUGGCAAAGAGCUGUAAGGGCCAAAGCUCUCUUUUAGUUGGAGAAUGUAACUUUGUUCUGAAAUGUUAA
Molecule: messenger RNA, 951 nt
Organism: Prunus armeniaca (apricot)
Lineage: Eukaryota; Viridiplantae; Streptophyta; Magnoliopsida; Rosales; Rosaceae
Source: the annotation of a GenBank genome assembly